Molecule: messenger RNA, 1422 nt
Organism: Exserohilum turcica Et28A
Lineage: Eukaryota; Fungi; Ascomycota; Dothideomycetes; Pleosporales; Pleosporaceae
Exons: 1
Coding region: 119-1252 (377 amino acids)
Source: RefSeq, a predicted model, not a curated record
GUAAGUUGUCAGGGAAUUGGUAUGAACAGAGCGGAGCUAAUCAUGUGUAGACUGCCUUCAGCAAGCUGUUGCUGACCAAGCCUUUACCAAUGCCAAAGCGGCUAAUGAUGUGACGGGCAUGACCAACGCACUCAUCUUCCGUGCCUUGGAGCGCAACACUGGCUCUGUUGGUCUGGCUUCGGCUGCAUGCAAAUCCAUCAAGGCAGUUAACCCUGAGAUUGCCGCACUCCAACAGCACCAGGACCCUGCCAGCACAGGAGCCCAGGCCACCAACAAGGCCAUUGCUCAGGAGCUCGUACGUCAGAUUGCCGCCAUCGGUGGUGACACAUCGCUGGGAAAUGAGGCUUCAACCUUUGCCCCUGGCAAGAUCGGUGACCCCACGGGUGCGGGCAACACCUGCGAUGACGCCAACGAUGCCAAGGGCUGCAUCAACACUCUUGGUCUUCGUGUCAAUGAUCUCACUGCAGCCGAGAUUACCGCAGCGGCCGCUGGCAGUGGAGCGGCAACCGGUAACGCAACAGCAGCUGAUAACGCAGCAGCUGGCAAUGCCGCAAAUGGCGGUGCAGCAAACGGCAAGGCUGGAAAGGGCAAGGGUGCAAAGGGCAAUGCGAACAACAAUGCUGCGAACAACGCUGCCAACAACAAUGCUGCGAGCAACAAUGCUGCUACAAAUGACAAUGCUGCCAGUUGCAAUGCUGGUGCCAAUGGUAACGCUGCUGCGGCAAGCAACAACAACAAUGCUGCCACUGGAAAGAAGGGCGCUGCCUCUGGAAACGCCGCCUCUGGAAAUGCAGCCUCUGGAAAUGCAGCCUCUGGAAAUGCAGCCUCUGGAAAUGCAGCUUCUGGCAACGCCGCCUCUGGAAAUGCUGCCUCUGGAAACGCUGCCUCUGGAAAUGCCGCCUCUGGAAACGCCGCUGGAAACGCCGCUGGAAACACUGCUGCAACAGGCGGAGCGGCCAGUGGAGCAGCCAGUGGAGCAGCAGCCUUUGGCAACUGCAACCCUACCAUCAAGUUUGGCCUGCCUUCUGAUGGACGCAAGGAGGACGCUUUCGAGCCUGCGGAUCUUGCCACCUUCAACCAUGGCUCGGCGCUGAACAUUGCAGUCAUCUCCAACUUCAUCUGCACCCAGGUUGGCAACAAGUGCAAGGUGAAUGCCGCAGCCAUCAGCACCUGCAAUUCUGCUGCCACUGCUGCCAACGGGCUCAAGGGCCAGGCGGCUGCGACUGCCUUUAACAGUGCGCUUGGAUUCUAAACCAUGACUGGCUGAGUAGACGGGAGGGAGCUGGGUAGACAGGAGGGAUGGGCAUGUAUCGAUGAUGCGACUUGGAGGCUAGGCAUUGAAGCCUUUUUUUGUAUACUAUUAGUACUGGUAACGGCAACACGUAGGUUAAUCCGAAUAUAUCUCGGGCAGUAGGAUGCUCU